Messenger RNA from Euleptes europaea (tarantolino), 2230 nucleotides. It is a transcript of the gene IKBKE, whose product is annotated as inhibitor of nuclear factor kappa B kinase subunit epsilon. Gene Ontology annotation, molecular function: protein serine/threonine kinase activity; ATP binding. Bases 15 to 2180 code for a protein of 721 amino acids. Gene Ontology annotation, biological process: peptidyl-serine phosphorylation. The transcript is spliced from 20 exons. Lineage: Eukaryota; Metazoa; Chordata; Lepidosauria; Squamata; Sphaerodactylidae. Gene Ontology annotation, cellular component: cytoplasm. The record is from RefSeq and is a predicted model, not a curated record.
CCCACACUCUGGCCAUGAAAAGUACACUGAACUAUCUUUGGGAAACAGAGGAUGUGCUGGGUCAAGGGGCCACUGCCAGUGUCUACAAAGCCCGCAACAAGAAAUCAGGAGAACUAGUCGCUGUUAAAGUCUUCAACAAUGCCAGUUACCUGAGACCUCAGGAGGUGCAGAUAAGAGAAUUUGAAGUCCUAAGGAAGUUAAACCACCAUAACAUUGUCAAACUCUUUGCUGUGGAAGAAAUUGACAGCAGCAAACAGAAAGUGUUGGUAAUGGAGUACUGCUCAGGUGGGAGCCUGCUGACCCUGUUAGAAGAAUCAGAAAAUGCCUUUGGUUUGUCCGAAUCUGAGUUCCUCAUAGUGUUGCACUGUGUAGUGUCUGGCAUGAAUCAUCUUCGUGAGAAUGGGAUUGUCCACAGGGAUAUCAAACCAGGAAACAUCAUGCGUUUCAUUGGAGAAGACAGACAGAGUGUUUACAAGCUGACUGAUUUUGGAGCUGCCCGUGAACUGGAUGAUGAUGAAAAGUUUGUGUCCGUUUAUGGGACAGAAGAAUAUCUUCACCCUGAUAUAUAUAAGCUAGCUGUGCUGAAGAAGCCCCAGCAGAGGGCUUAUGGGGCGACUGUAGAUCUGUGGAGUAUCGGGGUAACCUUUUACCAUGCAGCCACAGGCAGCCUCCCGUUUAUCCCUUUUGGAGGACCUCGCAAGAACAAGGAAAUCAUGUACAAAAUAACAACUGAGAAACCUGCUGGAGCGAUUGCUGGCAUCCAGCUGCAAGAAAAUGGGACCAUUGACUGGACCUAUGAGCUGCCAAUCACAUGCCGGCUUUCUCUUGGACUGAAAAGACAACUUGUCCCCAUCCUGGCAAACAUUUUGAAGGCUGAUCAAGAGCAGUGCUGGGGCUUUGACCAGUUUUUUGCAGAAACCAGUGACAUCCUACACAGGACAAUUAUCCAUGUCUUCUCUUUGCCACAAGCUAUCAUGCAUUGGGUCUACAUCCACUCCUAUAACACAGCUACAGUAUUUCUAGAAGAGGUCUUCAGGCAAACAAAUAUAGCUGCCAACCACCAGGAAUACUUCUUUGAGGGUCACUCAUAUGCACUGAAGCCCAAUCUUCAGGCUCAUAAUUUCCCCAGGACCACAGAAAACUGCCCUCUGAUCAUGUUGAGCACAGAACUGGAAGAUCCGGUGGUGCUGAGGUACAGAGAUCCGUCUUUGGAGUUCCCAAAGUUUUCCCCACAAGUUGAUGUCUUAGCAGAUUGCAGUACAGCAAAGGAUGUUGUGAGUGCAACUUACCACACCUUGAGGGUAGCAUGGUCACUUCUGCAGUGCCAGGAACUGGUUCUCAGAGGCUUGUAUUGGGUGAGUGAGGCCCUGAAGACAGAAUGCCUGCAGAUUCUGGAGAAGAGGCAUGCCAUGACAGCAACACUGACCUGCUUACAACAACAGGAGAUGAAGACUCUACCGCUGUAUGAAACGGUUGCUGGAGGCUGUGAGGCUCCUGAAGUCAAAGGGUUGGCUGAAAUAAAAUCAAGACUUCAGUCUGUUGCUGAAGAUCUUUCCAGAUGUUCCCACAGCAUUUCUGAACACCAAGCAAUUGCGUGGUGUCUUUUAUCCGAGGUGGAAAAGAGAAGGAGUCAAAUGAAAGACGACCGGAGCAUCCAGAAGAUGGAGACAUGCCUUGACAAGAUGCAGCUCAUCUAUAGCCAGUUCAGGAAGGCCCGGAAGUGCCCGCGACUGUUGUACAAUGAGCAGCAGAUCCACAAGCUGGACAAGGUGAACUUGGGACAUUUAGCCAAAAAGGUUCUUUCUGUUUUUCAAGAUGACUGUGCACAGCAAUACCAAGCUGCUCUUUCAGCACAUGGAACCAGAAUGAGGAAGGUGUUUGAGAUGAGGAAGCAUUUGAAGAAAUUAAACAGAUCUUUAACUGCCUGCAGUGUGGAGAUGUCAGGAUGCCAGAAUUGCCUCUAUAAUGUACAGGUUUUGGAUGAGCUGCCACAGAGAGUCCUUCAGGACAAAACGGCAACCAUUCCUUCUUCACAGGGUUCCUUAAAACAGAAACACCAGGCUAUGAUAUUUGGAAUGCAAGAGCUACAGGAACAGAUGAAAAUAGUAGCUCACAAUCUGCAGCUCAACAACAGCAUCAUCCAGCGGUUAAAUGGCUUUGCAUCCACACCAGACCUGUAAGCGGGAAAGUAGUAUUCAGAUCCUGAAACAAUGUUUCAACGUGGGCAAAU